AUGUACGCUAUGCAGCGGUCAACGACACUACUCUUGGCUCUCUCGCCAUUGCUUACACUCGUCCAAGCAUCCGCCGUGGAUGGUAUCGAGCCUGCAGCUGCUACCGUUCCAGACACGCCGGCAGCAGGAGCACCUUUACAGGCAGCGGAGAAACUCCAAUUGACCGAUGAAGUGAUCGAACGCCUGGAAACAGAAGAAGCCACAUCGGACUAUGCCAAAUACUUCAAAUUUGGUAAUGGCGAUGCUCCUGCCUAUUCAGCGUCUUGCAAGACGUUUCCCGGAGACGACGCUUGGCCUAAAGACACCACUUGGGACAUGUUCAACGUGCUCCUCGACGGAGCAUUGAUUCCAACGAAGCCAAUUGCGGCAUCGUGUUACGACACGAGAUGGGGAAAGAAAGAUGCUGCAGCGUGCUCGGAUGUUAUCAACAAUUUCACAAGUCCGCUGUUCCAUUCUGCUGAUCCCACAUCAAAUAUGUGGCCGAUUUAUCAGGGCAGGACAUGUAUGCCUGGCAACGAAACCACCGGCGAGAUAUGCACUCUGGGCGCAUACCCAGAAUACGCGGUCAAGGUCACGAAUGUGGCACAGAUCCAGCUUGCAAUCAACUUCGCGCGUGCCACCAACAUGCGGCUUGUCAUCAAGAACACUGGUCACUGCUAUCUUGGAAAGUCAACUGGCGCUGGAGCAUUGAGUCUAUGGAUGCACAACAUGGACCAGAUCGACUUUAUGUCUCAGUAUGAAGGCCCUGGGUACUCGGGACCAGCACUCAAGCUUUCUGCGGGUGUCAAUGUGAGGCAAGUGUAUGAGGCCGCGGACAAGAACGGCGUGACCGUCUUGGGCGCGGUAUCCGCGAGUGUUGGAUAUGCUGGUGGCAUGAUAACCGGAGGAGGACAAAAUCCUCUUGCUGGCAUCUACGGAAUGUCGGCCGAUCACGUCGUCGCUUUCCAGGUCGUCACUGCGGCUGGUCGCUUUGUCACUGUCUCCGAAGCUUCGAACCCUGAUCUAUUCUGGGCGCUUAGAGGCGGCGGCGGCGGAACUUUCGCCGUCGUCACCUCCGUCAUCAUUCGAGCACAUCCUAAGCUCAACUCUGUCACAUCGAGUUGGACCCUUGACGCUUCGAACAACAGCGUCGAUGCCUUCUGGGCGGGUACGAAGAAGUUCUAUGACCUGUUCCUUGACUGGGCGGACGCGGGAAUAUACAGUUUCUACUUCAUGGGGGCAAAACCUGCCCCAUACCUACAAAUGGGAUUCCUGAUCGCGCCAAACCACACUAUGGAGUCAUAUACCGAGCUUGUAAAGCCCUUCUUCCAAUACCUCCAGGACAACAACAUUACUCUCACGGUACCCGACGCACCUAUCGCGCAUAACACAUUCUACUCUGCUUACCAAGCAACAUGGGGGCGUAUACCCUUUGGUGUCGGUUCGGACGGCUCAAUGCCCGCGAAUCGAAUUGUUCCCAGACGCAACUUCCUGGAAAAGUAUGACGAAACAUUUGCGCUCAUCAAAGAGCACGUGUUAUCCGGGAAACAUUUCUUGGGAUACCACAAGGCACCAAAGAAGUAUGCAAACACGAACAACGCCGUCAGCCCAGCCUGGCGUGAGUGUGCUCUGUUCAUGGUGACCUCUUCAAACCGAUCAGCCGACCAUUCUACACCUGAAGCCCUUGCCGCCGCCAGUAAGGAUCUUCACGAGAACAUUUUGCAGCCUUGGCGCGACAUAGCACCUGUAUCAGAGGGUGGUGGUACAUAUCUCAACGAAGCGAGCGUGGAUGAGCCUGACUGGCAGGAGUCAUUUUAUGCGGGUUAUUACCCUAAGCUGAGUGAGAUCAAGAAGAAGUGGGACCCGACCGAUGUCUUCUACGCGACCACUGCCGUUGGAAGUGAGAGGUGGGUGGUUCAAGACGGAGAACAGGGUGUUCAGACUCAGAAUGGAAGAUUGUGCCGGGCCUGA
Messenger RNA from Alternaria novae-zelandiae, 1950 nucleotides. RefSeq lists its product as uncharacterized. NCBI's taxonomy places the organism in Eukaryota, Fungi, Ascomycota, Dothideomycetes, Pleosporales, Pleosporaceae. The transcript has 3 exons. The coding region runs from base 1 to 1950 and encodes 649 amino acids. The record is from RefSeq and is a predicted model, not a curated record. Gene Ontology annotation, molecular function: FAD binding; oxidoreductase activity.